Aspergillus novofumigatus IBT 16806 is the source of this 1437-nucleotide messenger RNA. Its product is annotated as tRNA-ribosyltransferase family protein. The transcript has 5 exons. NCBI's taxonomy places the organism in Eukaryota, Fungi, Ascomycota, Eurotiomycetes, Eurotiales, Aspergillaceae. Gene Ontology annotation, molecular function: tRNA-guanosine(34) queuine transglycosylase activity. The record is from RefSeq and is a predicted model, not a curated record. Bases 70 to 1437 code for a protein of 455 amino acids.
CUUUGUAUCUCACACGAUCACCAGUCGCAAACGCAAGACAUUGGCACGAGCUCGCUCUUGUCGAUCGUCAUGAGCUCACCUGAAGCAUCGUCGCAGUCUCCAGAUGAGAUGGUCAAUUUCACUCUUCUCAGUCCUGCAGCUGCCCCGAUCCUAGCCCCGCGGCUGGGAAAUUUGGCGGUUGCGGGCAGAAAAGCCAUCCCGACGCCCAAUUACAUUCCGCUCACGUCGCGAGGUGCUGUACCUCAUAUUGCGCAUGAUGUGAUGCGCGACCAGACUGUGGUCGGCAGCUUGUUCAUUGGUCUUGAGGAUUUCAUAGAAAAGCAAGCAAAUACAGGACCGCUCCGGAAUGGAAGACCGCCGAUAUACAAUGUACCAGCUGCGCCGCAUGAAUCUGCCUUGCGCAACCUGUCCCCGAACAACACGCCUAACUCGAUCUCCAUAUUGACGUCGGUCGGGUUCAGGCAGCUAGAGGCUGGUGAAUAUGUGGAAGCAGUGCGGAAGCUACGGCCGGACAUCGUGGUGGGAUUAGCAGACUUGGCCCAGGGACAAACUCCCGGCACCAAGAGGAGGGUAAAGAUGGCUGACAGAACUCAUGCAUUCACUUCGCAUGCAACGGAGCAGCUCUAUGGUCAAACAGUCCCAGAAGAGAGUCGGUCAAAAUCAGCAUACUUUGCGCCGGUGCUGCCGCUUGAGAAUACGCAGCAAUCGCUCUACCUGGCUGAUCUUGAGCAUGAGCUACGCCCUCGCAUCUCCGGUCUCGCACUGCACGAGUCAGCGUCGCUAUCGAUUCUCCCAGAGAAAUUAGGCAACCUCCCCAGACUACUCUUCAGUGAUCCAGCUACACCACACGACAUUCUGCGUCAGGUAUCUCUCGGCGCCGAUAUCUUCACCAUUCCUUUCGUGGAGGCUACCUCGGACGCGGGGAUAGCCUUGGAUUUCACCUUCCCAGCCCCGUCCACAGCAGAGACGACCGCAAGCGAACCUCGACCCCUCGCAUUCGACCUGUGGUCGAGGUCAUUCAAAGUAGACACCGCACCCUUGAACACAUCCUGCGAGUGCUACACAUGCAAAAACCACCACCGCGCCUACAUCCACCACCUACUAUCCGCAAAGGAAAUGCUCGCAUGGACAUUACUCCAGAUCCAUAACCACCACACCGUGGACAAGUUCUUCUCCGCUAUUAGAGCGAGCAUCGAGCGAGGAACCUUCGACACAGAUGCAGACAUGUUUCACAGAGUUUACACCCCAGAAUUGCCCGAGAAAACCGGCGAGGGCCCUAGGCUCCGCGGCCACCAGCUCCCCGCUGCUGGGCCUCACCAACCCCGACGCUUCCCCGCGUCUAUGAAAUUCGCAGAGUCGGAAUCGUCUAUUGCCACGCCAGAUACGGGUGCUGAUGGACUAGAAGCGCAUGGCUUUGCGCAGAAAACAUCCUCUUAG